Messenger RNA from Diaporthe citri, 1344 nucleotides. RefSeq lists its product as uncharacterized. The record is from RefSeq and is a predicted model, not a curated record. Bases 1 to 1344 code for a protein of 447 amino acids. Lineage: Eukaryota; Fungi; Ascomycota; Sordariomycetes; Diaporthales; Diaporthaceae. The transcript has 2 exons.
AUGGCCAAACUCACAACCACGACAGAAGAGGUCACUACCGACAACCACAACAUCAGCUGGACUCCGACUUCCGGGGAAAGAAGCUGCAUCCUCGCCUACCAGAUCACGGCCGUGACAAAGAGAGUCACCCAUACGGACGAAAGCACGCCUGAAUUUGCCCUGUACAAAAAUAGUCUAUUUGAAAGCUGUUCGAAAAACACCACGGCCGAGGUCGACUGUGCCCUGAUUGAGGUAGACCUCACCGGUGGCUCCCUCACGCGGCAGUGGAUCGAAGACCACCGCACGGAGAAAGAACACAACUACUUCAUUUCCCGGCCUGAGUACAGGGUCUACUCAUCUCCCAGUAAUGGGCCACAGGUCUCAACUACAUAUACAUGGUGCGAGCUGGCAAGCUGCCUCGAAGGCUUCAAGGUCAUCCCGUCUACCCCGAGGGACAGCGCCUACGGCUUCACGGCGAUGAAAGCAUGGUCCUACCUGACCAUGACAGCGUUCUUAGUCUUGCUGGAUCUCCGAAAGAUUCUGUUCCACCCCGACAAGUGCAAGGGCAUAAGCGCCACGGGCUGGCUCCAGCUGGUCCUUCCCGUCGCCUCCAUAGGGUGGUGGGGGCUUGCCACGCUCGUGCGCGGACCCAACGGCGCAGAACCCGUGUCACUGGACGAAUGGAUCGUGACGUGGGCCUUGAUCUCCUCAUUGGAUUUUCACCCCUGGCGCUGCUCGCACCCGGACUCCAAGCCCAGGAAGGCCAUCAGGUGGGCCCUGCACGUCGUGCUGUUCGCCCAGUGGUGCGCCACCAUCCACGCCUUCCGGCUGCAGGACCGCGAGGUCUUCCAGCGGUACGACUGCCUCGCGUCCGGGAUCGACGCCGCGCCCGGCACCUCGUCCUGCGCGGCCGAGGACCUGUGCUCCAAAACGUGGCUGUUCAGCAACCCGGAGCUGCUCAGCGACAGCGACGAGACCGCCCUCAUGUUCUACAAGAUCCCUGCUGGCAUUGCUCUCGCCGUCUAUCCCUUGUCCCUCGUAUGGCUCGCCGCAAGACUGCUCCUGGGAAGGUCAUACUGGACACCCCAGAAGCUGAAGGAGUGGUUCGGCGAGGGCGGCGUGGACAGGAUGUCGUCCGUCAUUCGGCUCUUCGUAGCCUUGCUGUUUGGCUACCUCGGUCUGUGCUACGCCAUCGUUAUCUUCACAUCCCCAAACCUCAGCUUCGACUUUGAUACCCCCGGUGGCGCAGCCACGCUUGCUUAUGACUUGAGUUGUCGGGCUUGUUGGAAGGUGCGAGGGUCGUAUGCCCAUACGCUAGCGCUGCAAGGGUCGUAUGCCUAUACGCUAGCGCUAACUUACAAAUAG